UGUGUGUAAAUCGGGCACGGAACGGCUUUCUGUCCCUCCCAUCCCGUGGGAGCAGCAGAAAUGGAGCGGCUGGGUGAUUUCAAGCUGCUGGAUGUAGGAAGUGAAGGGGGGUUCGUGGGGAUCGCCCCCCCAGCUGCCAUUCUGCCGGGAGCGCACCCCCAAAAGCUGUGGCUGUCACGGCUUGGCUGUAGGGCCACAGGCGGAAUAGUGCAGGACUAGCAGGGAGGAGCCGGGGGGAAGCCGCGGCAAGCUCGCCCCAGCCCCGCACUGUUUAUUUUUUGCAGGCUUCGGUGGGGGCGUGUAUUUAAAGGGAGCCGGGCAGCCAAUGCGCGGGAAGGGGCUGAGCAUGUGGGCAGCUUGUUUACACCAGACCUUCCCGAGGAGCUUUAACCCGGCCGGCAGCGGGCAAGAGGCAAAUCCCGGCGCUGGGAGCACGUGUGUGGCACGGGGGUGUCUCCCAGACGAGGGAUGGGCCAAGGAGCGCGGGGAGAUUCCUAGAGGGCGCAGCUCACGUGUGUCAAGAUGGCGAGCGUGCUGUCCAGGCGCCUGGGGAAGCGCUCCCUGCUGGGUGCCCGUGUUUCCACGCCCAGCUCCUUGGCAGACAGGAUGCUGGGGACGGCCCAAAUCCCCACGUUGCAGGCGGAGCUCAGCAGAGUGUCUUCCCACCUGGCUUCAUAUGAGGGUGUUCGGUGCAAGGAGCAGGGAGAGGAGAGCAGCAUGAUGCCCAGCUUCCCAAACCAGAACCGCUUACAGCUCCACCCAGGACAAAGAGUUUACGUCACCUAUAAUGGGCAGGAGUGUGCUGGCCUGGUAGAGCAGCACAAUCAACUGAACGACGAGGUGCAGGUGCUGCUCCUGGAGCAGGGAGUGCACACCUGCUGGAAGACAGAGGACGUGAGACUGGCUAAGAUGCAAAGAUCGCCGCCCCCUACUCUUCCGAUGGACCAUAGCCCUGCCACUGCGAUGGACCAGAGCCCUGCCACUGGAUCAGUUCAGAGAUCGGUUUCUAGGAAUAUUGAUGUACCUAAAAGAAAGUCCGAUGCUGCUGUGGAAAUGGACGAGAUGAUGGCAGCUAUGGUGCUGACCAGCUUGUCCUGCAGCCCUGUGGUGCAGAGCCCGCCCAGCCGCGAAAGCAGCAUGCCAGCUUCCCAGGCUGCCUGCGACUCAUGGAAGGAGAGUGGCGACGUGUCAGACAGCGGCAGCAGCACCACCAGCGGGCACUGGAGUGGCGGGAGCGACAUCUCCACCCCAUCACCCCCGCAUCCUGAAGCCAGCCCCAAGUACUCGAGCGAGGCCUUGAGCUCCCCUCAGGCUGAUGACGGCUUUGAGACAGACUCAGAUCCUUUUCUUCUCGAUGAGCCUGCCCCAAGAAAGAGAAAGAAUUCAGUGAAGGUGAUGUACAAGUGCCUGUGGCCAAACUGUGGAAAAGUCCUGCGAUCCAUUGUCGGGAUCAAGCGUCACAUCAAGACCCAGCACCUUGGAGAUGGCGCAGACUCUGACCAGCGGAGGAGAGAGGAAGACUUCUACUACACCGAAGUUCAGGUGAAAGAAGAAACUGCUCCAGAGUCUGCCACCAGCCCCACCUUUGGGUCCUCGCCCAUUGUCAUCCAGCAGGCCCUAGCCAAGCCAGAGGCUUUGGCUUUGGAUCAGGCAACCUUGGAGUCUCACCUCCCAAACAGUGCCCUCAGUCAGUCUGCCCCCAGUUCCUUCUGGCAUAUCCAGGCAGAUCAUGCCUAUCAGGCCUUGCCAUCAAUUCAGAUCCCGGUGUCACCGCACAUAUUCACCAGCAUCAGCUGGGCUGCUGCCACCUCCACCAUCCCUUCUCUCUCCCCAGUUCGAAGCAGAUCACUGAGCCUCAGUGAACACCAGCAGCCGACACCAAUGCUGAAGUCACACCUGAUUGUCGCGUCUCCUCCCAGGGCUCCCAGUGGCACCAGAAAAGUCCGUGGCGAAGCCAAGAAAUGCCGUAAAGUGUAUGGAAUUGAGCACCGAGAUCAGUGGUGCACGGCCUGCCGGUGGAAAAAGGCCUGCCAGCGAUUCCUGGACUGAGCACCUGAACGUUUCAGGAGUAUUGAAAUUCUCCCUCUCUCUCAGCUGAGAGCACCCAAAGUUCGUCAUUGCUGAAACCAGGGCACAGCAAACUUGGAGGUAUCUAUCUCCUGUGGCUUCAGCAGAGAUCUCAAGAGCUGCAUGUAAAUUCCAAGUUCUGUAUAUUGUAUGUCAGCUGGAUUUAUUAAUUUUUUACACUUUCUGUGGGUUUUUUACAAUUUUUUUUUAAACAAAACCUCCCAUUUUAUAGUAAAAAUAGGGAGGGAAAGAAAGAAAGCUGGUUGCUUGGUGUUCACAGGAGACUUGUUGUUUGGUGGUCCAGGGACCAAAGAACUUUGUACUGAUCUCCCAGCUCAACAGUAAAGUCUACUGAUCUUUCAGGUCAGUAGGUGGGAUAAGGAGGUGAGGAUCAUCUCUCUCUUGUUACUUCACUGGCUAGAAAGCUUGAAGUCUGCUGUUGUUUAAAGGGACACAAUCAGAAUAACAAUCAUAGUUUAAAAAAGGAAAAUUAAUAUUCAUGUUUUACUAGUAACACCUUAAAUUGUUGGAAUGGGAGGAAUUUAAAGUUCUUUCCUUUAAUUUUUACCAAUGAUACUAUGUUUACUUUUUACAGCUCUCAGCUCUGACAGUAAAGCUGGACUUGCUAUGUCUCUG
This is a messenger RNA of Gopherus flavomarginatus (Mexican gopher tortoise), 2703 nucleotides long. RefSeq names its product zinc finger protein 395 (gene ZNF395). The record is from RefSeq and is a predicted model, not a curated record. Gene Ontology annotation, biological process: regulation of transcription by RNA polymerase II. The transcript is spliced from 10 exons. NCBI's taxonomy places the organism in Eukaryota, Metazoa, Chordata, Testudines, Testudinidae. Gene Ontology annotation, molecular function: RNA polymerase II cis-regulatory region sequence-specific DNA binding; DNA-binding transcription factor activity. Gene Ontology annotation, cellular component: nucleus. The coding region runs from base 523 to 2049 and encodes 508 amino acids.